AUGGGAGAUCCCACAUUCAGCUUUGAGGGGUAUGUUUCAGACAAGCUGGGACUACGCGAAGAGGACGAGGUUUAUUGUAUUCCAUACCAAACAAACUCGUGCAAAGACCCAAAUUGUUCCAAACAGCAUGUCAAAUUAAACACAGCGGUGGUCUGCAAGCACUGGCUCCGUGGAUUGUGCAAGAAGGGAAUCAAAUGCGAGUUCAUGCAUGAAUAUGAUCUCUCUAGAAUGCCAGAAUGUUAUUUCUUCAGUAGCUAUGGAGAAUGCAUGAAUCCAGAGUGUAACUACAUACACAUAGAUCCAAACAGCUCUUCAAAGGAAUGCCCAUGGUACAACCGUGGGUUCUGCAGAAAUGGAGCUUCAUGCAAAAACAAGCAUGUAAGAAAGAAACUAUGCUACAACUACUUUCUUGGAUUUUGUCCAAAGGGCCCAACUUGUGACUAUGGCCAUCCCAAGUUCAACAUCAAUCCAGGGCGUGAGAUAUCCCGCUCUGACAUCAUCCAAAAGCCUUCGAACCUGGCUAGUUCCUAG
Messenger RNA from Encephalitozoon intestinalis ATCC 50506, 531 nucleotides. Its product is annotated as zinc finger domain-containing protein. The coding region runs from base 1 to 531 and encodes 176 amino acids. The record is from RefSeq and is a predicted model, not a curated record. The transcript has a single exon. Gene Ontology annotation, molecular function: metal ion binding; RNA binding. Lineage: Eukaryota; Fungi; Microsporidia; Unikaryonidae.